Rotaria socialis is the source of this 921-nucleotide messenger RNA. The record is from the annotation of a GenBank genome assembly. Lineage: Eukaryota; Metazoa; Rotifera; Eurotatoria; Philodinida; Philodinidae.
AUGGGUCUAAGUUCAACAAAAUCUUCAUUAACAAAUGCUGAAUAUUCUUUAACACUCUCUUCACCCAAUGAUUUCUAUCGUAGUCUAUCGACAAUACAAGGUGAAUUUCAUUUAAAUGUUAGAAAAAAACUACGUAUAGAAAAAGAAAUUCGUAUUGAUUUAAUUGGUCAAUUAAUUGAAAGUAAAAAAUAUGCAGCACGUUCAAAGAGGAUUUCAUCACAAAUAAAUAAUAAUAAUAAUAAUAAUAAUAUAUUUUUAACAUAUUCCUGCCAACUUUUAACAUCGCAUGAAAAUGGAACAGCUAGAACAAUAAAACAACAAACAGUUACUUAUCCGUUUCGUAUUCCAUUGGGAAGUAAUUUACCUCCAUCAUGUGAAUUUAAAGAAUUUUCUAUUGCUUACUAUUUGGAAGUUUAUCAUGAUGGACGUUUACUACCAAAUACACACAAAGAAAUUACCUUGGCACCACCUACACCACAAAUUACUGUACCUAUACCAUGUAAAGUAACAGGUUCAAAUGACAUAACAAUGAUAUGUAGUUUACAAAAAUCAUUUUAUUCCGGUCGAGAUUGUCCAUUAGUGCCUAUAUCAAUUUCAUUAACAAAUCCUAAACAAAAACAAAUCAAAGCCGUAACAGCUCAAUUAAUGCAAACCGUGUCAUUAAAUGGAAUAAAAAGUGAAAAUGAAAUUUUUACUGCUGUCCUUAACGAAAUCGCUGAAAAUACAAAAGAAAAUGAACUUAACGCAAAAUGUGAAGUAGUUCUACCUGCUAAUUUACUUACAACAUUUGUACCCAAUCAGAAUGGUCAACCCGAUAAUGUUCCAUCUGUUGCUAUAACAUAUGAAUUUCGUAUGACAGCCCAAAUGAAAGGUGCAACAACUCCUAAUAUUCGACUAUCGGUGCCUAUUGGUAUUGAAUGA